Neltuma alba is the source of this 1443-nucleotide messenger RNA. Its product is annotated as ankyrin repeat-containing protein At5g02620-like. The record is from RefSeq and is a predicted model, not a curated record. The transcript is spliced from 7 exons. Bases 1 to 1443 code for a protein of 480 amino acids. Gene Ontology annotation, cellular component: membrane. Lineage: Eukaryota; Viridiplantae; Streptophyta; Magnoliopsida; Fabales; Fabaceae.
AUGGCGGGUUCUGUGAACGAAAAGGGGAUUAUUCCUUUGCACAUCCUGGCCAGCAAACCCCCCGCCCUCCAAAGCACACUAACUUUAGAUGCUUCAGCAAGCUUGUCUACACCUGUCGUCGUCGUGGGACCAAAACAAAAGCGGAUCCAGAAGACCCAUGUGAGGAAGAUCAUGAUGGGAUGGGAGGAUAUAAGGAAGCAGAAAGAGAAGCACGUUUGGUGUGGUCACAUACUGGAGGCACUUUGGGAGCAUAAAAGUACAGCAUACGUUGAAGGUGGAGGUGCGCCCCAACGCCUUCUCUCCGUCCUAUAUUCAUCCGACGAAGAUGACGACCAAGAAGAAGAAUUCGCCAAUCCUUUUAACAAUGAUCGUCUCAAAUCAGGUGAUGAUAUUAUAAUUGCAAUUGCAGCUGAUGACACUCAUAAUGAGCGGGAAGAUAAUAAACAGAAUGUACAGCUGACUCAGAUUGAUGUUCCUGACCAUCAAAGCAAACAAAAAGGGUGUGAAGAGAGGGAAAAUGGUGGUGGGGACAAAAGAGAGCCAGAAUUGCUUAUUGCAGCCAAAAAUGGAGUAGUUGAGAUAGUGAAGAUAAUUUUGAGGGAUAAGCCUGGGGCCAUCUACCAAACCAACUCUCAGGGCCGAAAUGUAUUGCAUGUGGCUGUUGAGUUCCGGCAACCUCAUAUAUUUGAGAUCCUUAGGAAAGAGAAGUCGUGGGAUGUCCUUAUUCACUCAGGGGAUUUUGAUGGCAAUAAUACAUUGCACAUAGUAGCAAAGUCCAAACUGCAGAUUCAGGGCUCCAGCGCCUUGGAGAUGCAAGAUGAAAUCAAGUGGUACGAGCAUGUGAAAUCAUUGCUGCCAUCCUACCUCACAGUCCUAACCAACCAAGAAGGUGAAACUCCUGAAGAAACCUUCCUCAGAGAGCAUAAAGAUCUUGUCCAAAAGAGUGAUGAAUGGCUCAGUCCUACUUCUGAAUCCUGCUCAGUGGUGGCUGCGCUGGUGGCCGGAGUUGCCUAUGCAACAUCCAGCACCGUACCGGGGGGCAACGAUGACAAGACUGGCAAACCAACCUUAGAAGGACGUCCUGGAUUUGAUAUUUUCGCUAUCUCUGCACUAAUUGCCCUCAGCUUUUCUGUCACUGCACUCAUCAUGUUCCUUUCUAUACUCACCUCUCGAAAACGUCCCGCUGAUUUUAUGAAAAAAUUGCCAGUGAAACUUCUUCUGGCCUUAAGCUCAUUGUUUGUGUCUAUUUUCUCAAUGUUCAUCUCUUUCUGUGCAGCGCAUUCCUUUGUGCUUGAGGACAAGUCCAAGACAUCAGUACUCCCUCUUUAUGCUAUCAUUUGUCUUCCUGUUUCCUUCACAAUUGCAGAGUUCCCGCUCUAUAUGGAUCUUUUCAAAGGCAUUUUCAUGAAAGUUCAACAACCGUACGAUCAGAGACGUAUUUAG